Molecule: messenger RNA, 1938 nt
Organism: Castor canadensis (American beaver)
Lineage: Eukaryota; Metazoa; Chordata; Mammalia; Rodentia; Castoridae
Gene: Umod
Product: uromodulin
Molecular function (GO): calcium ion binding
Source: RefSeq, a predicted model, not a curated record
AUGCAGCGGCUCGUCUCCCUGACCUGGAUGUUGAUGGUAAUGGUGGUGACCUCUUGGUUCAUCACAGCCACAGCAAAGGUCUCCUCCACAGAAGCAAGAAAGUGCUCGGAAUGUCACAGCAAUGCCACCUGCAUGGUGGACGGGGUGAUCACGACAUGCACCUGCCAGGCAGGCUUCACUGGCGACGGGCUAGUGUGCAAGGACGUGGAUGAGUGCGCCACUGCAGGGGCGCAUAACUGCUCGGCCAACAGCAGCUGUGUGAACACGCUGGGCUCCUACACAUGCAUCUGCGCAGAUGGCUUCCGCCUCAUUCCAGGGCAGGGCUGCACAGAUGUGGAUGAGUGCGCGGGGCCAGAGCCCAGCCGCUGCCACUCCCUGGCCACCUGUGUCAACACGGAGGGCAACUACUCAUGCGUGUGCCCCAAGGGCUAUGUGGGGGACGGGAGGCACUGUGAGUGCUCCCCAGGCUCCUGCGGGCCAGGACUGGACUGCUUGCCUGAAGGAGUGGGUGGAGCGCAGGUGUGCGUAGACCCGUGCCUUGCACACCGCACACUGGACGAGUACUGGCGCAGUGCGGAGUAUGGGGAGGGCUAUGCCUGUGACAGAAACUUGCGUGGCUGGUACCGCUUCGUGGGUCAGGGUGGCGUGCGCAUGGCUGAGACCUGUGUUCAAAUCCUGCGCUGCAACACCGCUGCGCCCAUGUGGCUCAAUGGCACGCACCCAUCUAGCGACCAGGGCAUCGUGAGUCGCACAGCCUGCGCGCACUGGAGCGGCAACUGUUGCCUGUGGAACACAGCCGUCCAGGUGAAGGCCUGCACCGGUGGGUACUACGUGUACAACUUGACUCCGCCCCCCGAGUGCAAUUUGGCCUACUGCACAGAUCCCAGCUCCGUGGAGGGGACGUGUGUUGAGUGCAGAGUAGACGAGGACUGCAUAUCAGAAAAUGGCAAAUGGCGGUGCCAGUGCAAAGACACCAACAUCACUGAUGUCUCUCUCGUGGAGCGCAGGCUGCAAUGUGGAGUCAAUGACAUCAAGUUGUCACUGAGCAAGUGCCAGCUGCAGAACCUGGGAUUUAAGACAGUCUUCAUGUACCUGCGUGACAGCCACUGCUCUGGCUUCAGUGAGAGGGGCGAACAGGACUGGAUGUCUGUGGUGACCCCAACCAGGGAUGGCCCCUGUGGGACAGUGUUGACGAGGAACGAAACCCACGCCACCUACAGCAACACCCUCUACCUGGCAAAUGAGAUCAUCAUCCGUGACAUCAACAUCAAAAUCAACUUCGAGUGCUCCUAUCCCCUGGACAUGAAAGUCAGUCUGAAGACCUCCCUGCAGCCAAUAGUCAGUGCUCUGAACAUCAGUGUAGGUGGGACAGGCAUGUUCACCGUGCGGAUGGCACUUUUCCAGAGCCCUUCCUACACACAGCCCUACCAAGGCCCCUCGGUGACACUGUCCACCGAGGCCUUCCUCUAUGUGGGCACCAUUCUGGAUGGAGGGGACCUGUCACGGUUUGCACUGCUAAUGACCAACUGCUAUGCCACACCCAGCAGCAACGCCACAGACCCCCUGAAAUACUUCAUCAUCCAGGACAGAUGUCCAAGCUCAAAGGACUCCACAAUUCAAGUGGUGGAGAACGGAGAGUCCCCACAGGGGCGGUUUUCCAUCCAGAUGUUCCGGUUUGCUGGAAACCAUGACCUGGUCUUCCUGCACUGUGAGGUGUACCUGUGUGACAUUGUGAAUGAAAAGUGCAAGCCUACCUGUUCUGGGACCAGAUUCCGAAGUGGGGGCUUCAUAGACCAAUCCCGUGUCCUAAACUUGGGUCCCAUCAAGCGCCAAAGUGUUCAGGCCUCAGUCUCGGGGGCUGCCUCCAGCAACUUGGGUGUCCUGCAGGUUUGGCUCCCUCUGCUUCUCUCCACCACCAUGGCCCUGGCAUUUCAGUGA